Molecule: messenger RNA, 1509 nt
Organism: Penicillium brasilianum
Lineage: Eukaryota; Fungi; Ascomycota; Eurotiomycetes; Eurotiales; Aspergillaceae
Source: the annotation of a GenBank genome assembly
AUGGAGUACACCCCCAUGGAUAUUGAUUUGCCUGAAGAGGAAUACGACUUCAAAUACGGUCCCAUGGAGGAUCACAAGCCUGUGCACUUCCCGUACAAUCCCUCCGCCUGGAUCACGGAGAAAGGUCAAUCUCCAAACCAAACAAAUCUUGCAGGUAGGUUGAGCGUUUUACCCCUUGAUGUUUUCUGGACUAUUCUCGAUGAAUGCCUUUUCCGAAAUGGAGAUCUUACUCUGCAGCACGAGGAGUUCCACACGAUUCUUAGUCUUUCACAGGUUGACCCACGUUCAAACAAGUACGUCGAGGAGUAUAUUGCGCGCCGCAAGCCGCAGCACUUUCUUCGUCGCGAAGUGGGAGAGAUUGAGACUUUGCCUUACAAUGAAGGUGACAACGGCGAGAGCUGGUAUCCAGGUGACGCGCUCGACUUCCACAUGAACGAUAUUGAUGAUUUCCUUGGACGUGUCUUCCAAGUAGACUGUCCUUCAUGCUUCGCCUACCUUCUGAAUCACUGCGAGGUGGAUAUUGGCAAUUGCAUCAAAUCGGGUUGGAGUUUUGCCGCUCUGGCUAUAAUUAACAAAUCUGUCAAGAUUUUGGAGUACAUGCUCAAUAAUCCCGGUUCAUUCCACUCUUUGUCAAUCCUCCUUCUCGGCCCCGCAAAUAUCAACUUCCCACGGCCCACUUCCCUCGGUCUUCUGGGCAAAUUCGGUAACAAAGAGUAUCUGGAACAAAUCCUGAAUCUGGUGGGAGACCCUCUUGCUAACCUAAGACUUCCUAGUGUUAUCGCCGGUGCUUUCACUGCAGAUAGCCUUCUUUGGCUGUGCUCGUACAUAACCCCGACUCAGGCUCAGCGCCUACAGGCGCUAGGUGUCUCCGUUACCGACGCCCACGAGUCAGAAACUAAAUCUAAUUCUUGGCACGGUGCCGCGUUGAACGGUGAGGAAUUCCUGGAUUACAUGAAGUUGACUUCGCGCAUGAGCCACCUUGAGAUCAACAAGAAUGGAGAUACUCCUCUGGGCCUGGCAGUAUCCGAAGGCCGACUCGAUGUGGUGAAAUGGUUCAAGAGAAAUGGCCUAGCUGAAGUAUCACAGGUAUACGGGAUAGUAAACGAAAUAACGUUGGCAAUGCAGCAAAACUCGGGCGAGAGCACUUGUAUGGUUGAGGAGCUUCUCCCCAGCGAACCCGGUACGUAUAUCAGCUCGAUCCGCGCCGCUGAAUUGUUGCAUCGCAUGGCUCUUUCCUUGCAAAUGGAGGAACAGGAAGUGCAACAAGCCGCGGAAGAUAGGGACUACGAAUUUUGGCGACUGAUGAGUGAAUCUAUCGCAAUUGAGAAGUGUAAGUCUGUUUUGGCCAUGUCCGCAGCGAACGACCCCUCUUUGGCUGGAUGCUAUCAACAAUCGGCUGUCGAUUCGGAAAUCACUAUCAAGCAUCAUAAAGAGGCACGGCUUGUUGCUGGCUUGCUCCAGUUUGAAGACCUGGCACGAUGGAUCUACCCUUGGUCAGAGGAACUUUGA